Molecule: messenger RNA, 1130 nt
Organism: Erigeron canadensis
Lineage: Eukaryota; Viridiplantae; Streptophyta; Magnoliopsida; Asterales; Asteraceae
Product: beta-carotene isomerase D27, chloroplastic-like
Exons: 7
Coding region: 78-920 (280 amino acids)
Molecular function (GO): iron ion binding
Source: RefSeq, a predicted model, not a curated record
CACACAAACACAUGACAAGCUAUAUAGCCCAUAUGUCGUAUCGAUCUUCCCUAACUUUGAAAACUUUAUCAUAAGCUAUGCUGGAAACCAUGAUUAUAUCAAUUUCAGGCAGUAUGAAAAUCACAAACUUCGUUGUUUCAACAAAGAUUAAUUAUUGGCCUGAAUAUAGUAGUAGUUGUUCAUCACCCGUUCUAGUGGCAUACAAACCACUAAAAUCUACUUACGCUAUGAUGAUGACGAUAAAGAAGAAGAAGAAGAAGAAUAGGGUCGUCAGUAAUUGUAGCAAUAAUAAUGUGACGACAACAACAAAGAUUGUCUAUAAGGACAACUGGUUCGAUCGUUUAGCCAUCAAUUACGUAUCUCAAGCCUUGCAAAAUACAUCGGGGAUGAGAAAUGAGGAAAUCGGGUAUGAGAGUCUGGUGAUGGCAUCUCGAGCAGUGUUUCAAAACUUUGAUCUGAUCCACCAACGCCAACUUAUUGUGAAUGUUCUCUUGAAUGCUAUUCCUAGGCCUUUCAUUACCCUGUUUAAAAAGUUUUUACCUCCUUCAAAGUUUACAAGUGAGUCAUGUGCAGCAUUCACCUCUUUCUUCUUCCGUUGGCUCCUUGGUCCAUGCGAGGUAAGAGAGUCUGAGGUUGAAGGGAUUAAAGAGAAAAAUGUUGUCUACAUAAAGAAAUGCAGGUUUCUAGAGACGAGUAAUUGCGCAGGAAUGUGCACCAAUAUGUGCAAGAUACCAACACAAGAGUUUAUGAAGAACACUUUAGGCAUCCCAGUCAACAUGGUUCCAAAUUUUGAUGAUAUGAGUUGUGAGUAUAUAUUUGGCGACGAACCUCCAGCACUACAAGAUGACCCUGCAUUAAAACAACCAUGCUACAAACUAUGUGAUGUGAAACAUAAGCAUGAUACAAGCUGCAUGAGCUAGCCUAAUUCCCUAAAAAAAAAACUGAUGCUAUAUGAAGACCAAAAGGAACCAAAUUUGCCAAACAAUGACAUUUUGCCCAAUUUGUCAAACAAUGUAUGGAGCAAUAAAGAAGGGAAACAAAUAUGUCACACCAUUUCUAUAUAUAUGUGAGAUGCAAUGGACACAAUGUAACUUUCUAUUUAUUUCAGCCUGACACACAAUUUCACAUUC